Aspergillus eucalypticola CBS 122712 is the source of this 743-nucleotide messenger RNA. RefSeq names its product 40S ribosomal protein uS4. The record is from RefSeq and is a predicted model, not a curated record. Gene Ontology annotation, cellular component: cytosolic small ribosomal subunit. The transcript has 6 exons. Bases 22 to 603 code for a protein of 193 amino acids. Gene Ontology annotation, molecular function: structural constituent of ribosome; rRNA binding. NCBI's taxonomy places the organism in Eukaryota, Fungi, Ascomycota, Eurotiomycetes, Eurotiales, Aspergillaceae. Gene Ontology annotation, biological process: translation; positive regulation of translational fidelity.
GACAAGCCGAAAUCAGCAGUCAUGGCCCCCGUCCCCCGCGUUUACUCCAAGACCUACAAGGUCCCCCGUCGUCCUUUCGAGUCGGCCCGUCUUGACUCGGAACUGAAGAUUGUCGGCGAGUACGGCCUGCGCAACAAGCGUGAGGUGUGGCGUGUCCAGCUCACCCUGUCCAAGAUUCGUCGUGCUGCUCGUGAGCUCCUCACCCUCGACGAGAAGGACCCCAAGCGUCUUUUCGAAGGUAACGCUUUGAUUCGCCGUCUGGUCCGCAUCGGUGUCCUCGAUGAGUCUCGCAUGAAGCUCGAUUACGUCCUGGCCCUCCGCGUUGAGGACUUCUUGGAGCGUCGUCUUCAGACUUGCGUCUACAAGCUCGGUCUUGCCAAGUCCAUCCACCACGCCCGUGUCCUGAUCAAGCAGCGUCACAUCCGUGUCGGCAAGCAGAUCGUCAACGUCCCCUCCUACAUGGUCCGCCUGGAUUCCCAGAAGCACAUCGACUUCGCCCUUACCUCCCCCUACGGUGGUGGCCGCCCUGGCCGUGUCCAGCGCAAGAAGGCUGCCGCUGCUGCCGGUGGUGGUGACGACGAGGCUGAGGAGGACGAGGAGUAAAGGAUUAAAAAUUGGAGUACGGACGGGUUUCGUUAGCCAAAAUAAAAUCACGGGGCUCCGUUAUGGCUGCAGCAUAGCGUAUAACGUUGUACGAUCAUGCGAUUCCAUUAAUGAACUAGUAGCCUACGGCUCGAUUCCCA